AUGUCUAUAGUGAGACUAGUUACUGAGGACUGGGUCCUAGAGUCUAAACGUGAGAGAUUGGAAGUCCGACCAACGCUGAGCUUUUCCGAUGAAGACAAGGCUGGGACUUUUCAACCACACGAUGAUGCCUUAGUAGUAACCUUUCGGAUUGGAGGGUACGAUGUGAAAAGGUUCCUGGUCGACCAAGGUAGUAGGGUAGAGAUCAUGUAUCUCGAUCUGUACAACAAACUUAUUUUGAAACCCAAGGACUUAGUUAGCUACGAUUUCCCUUUUGUAGGAUUUGAUGGAAAAACGAUCAUCCUGAAGGGCCUGAUCAGUUUGCCUAUUCAGACAGGAUCUGAAGUGGUCGAAGUGAAUUUUAUUGUAGUGGACACCUAUUCACCUUAUACUGCUAUCUUAGCAAGACCAUGGCUCCAUACCAUGGUGGCUGUUUCUUCAACUUUGCAUUUGAAGGUGAAGUACCUUUCAGGGGGGCAGGUCAAGGAGUUGGUUGGAAAUCAGGCCAUGGCAAGGUAG
This is a messenger RNA of Quercus lobata, 516 nucleotides long. RefSeq lists its product as uncharacterized. The transcript has a single exon. The record is from RefSeq and is a predicted model, not a curated record. Lineage: Eukaryota; Viridiplantae; Streptophyta; Magnoliopsida; Fagales; Fagaceae. Bases 1 to 516 code for a protein of 171 amino acids.